CCCCCACAUACCCCUCACUCCCCCCCUCCCGCACCCUGAAAAAUUAGGUCCACCUUUGCGAAUUUCGCACACACCCAAGAAAAAUCCUGGGUACGGGCCUGCCUAUAACUUUAGUUUUAUAUUUGUAGACGAAUGAGCAUCAUCAAAGGAAUGUGAUCCGAUAGGAUUCAGCGUCUUCUUUUUGGUAUUGUCUUUAGAAGCUUCCGAAAAGCGUAAUUUCUGACCUAUUCUUCUUUACCUUUUCCAUUGUAUAAUGGAUACCACGCGCAAUUUACGCCAUUACAAUAUCGAUAAGUUUAGCAUCAUAAAUUUUCUUAAAGAAAUGCACAGGCUUUUGGCAUCUUUUGAUGGUUUCAAUGUUUUAAUAAAUUCAAGUGAGUGUGUUAAAGCUGAUAGUUUUUAAAUGCGUAGCCCAAGGAAAACCCGUGAUAUAACGCCUAUAAAAUCGAGUGAACACGGGUGUUCUUCUGUCAUACACAGAAAUUGGCCAACAAAUCACCCGAUAAACCUAAGCAACACUUUUACAUCACACACAGCCUUUUGUUAUCUUUUCAUAUUACCAGAUUUUGUCUUCUCACGAGGAAUAAAAGUGUUUUGUUUGUCUUACCGCUUGACAUCCCUACGUCAUGGCCUUUGAUACUCAAAAUAGAAUGAAUGUUUGCAAACAUUGGUUUCCCAAACUACCAGAUAAACUUUGGCAGAUGGAUCAACCAACGGAACGCACCAGUAAACGUACUUUUAGAGAUAACAAAAGCGUUUACGAGAGUGAUAGAAUAUAAGUAUGCCAAGUUUAUUAGAUUAAAACGAAUACGAAAAAGUAUGCCAAUUUUAUUAGAUUGAAAAGAAUAAUGUUAAUUGAGUUUCGUAUUCUGAUGCCUGUAUAAAUUCUUAAUGAUUUUAUUGAAAACGAAGGUGGAAUUGUUAACAAAGAAUAAAAAGUCAAUUAAAGGAUAAAAGAAGUGCGCUUUGGGGAAAUUUAGUUUUCAACAAAGAAAAUCAAAUUACUUGGAAGGUAAACGUUGUCAAAACUUGAAACGGGGAUGUAGACCUCCAUCGCCUUGCAUACAAGAGCAAAGACGAAAGAGAUGGGAAAAGAGACUUUUAAUCAUAUUAUCUUGCUUAUCCAAACAAUUACGGGAAUUUCGGCUUCUGUAUCUCAAUAUUUUGAGACUCACACUGACAAAUUGUUGGAAGUCCCCUUUCUCGAUACGCUUCUUGUUCGAAGUAUCUUUGAUUGUCAAACUAGCUGCAGUAAGGAUAUGCGUUGCUUUGCAAUCAACUUUGCGCGCGAAGAGGACGAAAACGGUUUGCAUGAUUGCGAAAUCUUGCCGGCAACCAUAAACCCGGUGUUGGAUGAUGUCGACGGCUACGACUUUUUCAAGCGCAUCAUAGAUGUAAGAACAUGCAAACAUGCGAAAGACCUGGGUUUCACUACCGGCGAAUAUCUUAUUGAUCCUGAUGGCCACGGCCCAGCACCACCCUUCCCGGCGUUCUGUAACGUGACUGACGACGAUGGCGUGACAGUUAUCAGUCACGACACCGAGUCACGCAUGGAAGUAACUGGCAGUUGUGACCCGCAUGGAUGCUACAAGCGUAACGUGCGUUAUAGUGGAAUCACUGACGUUGCUGUUCAAUUGGGAGCGCUGGCGGACGCCUCUGAGAGAUGCGAACAGUUUAUUCGUUACGAAAGUCAAGGAUCGUUGCUGAUGGCAAGUCAAAAUAAUCCUAAUGGCUGGCUCGUGUCACGUGUCGGCAAUAAGAUGAGGUACUGGGGCGGGGCACCACGUGACAGUAAGAUGUGCGCAUGCGGAGUGACAGGGACGUGUGUGGACCCCCUAAAAAGAUGCAAUGCCGACAUCAAUAGUGUAAACAUGUGGACUACUGACGAGGGUAUGCUGAUCUACAAGGAAGAUCUUCCCGUCAUUCAACUCAGAUUUGGUGACGUAGCUUCGAGAUCCGAGAUAGCCUUUCACAAUCUGGGAAAACUGAAAUGCUAUGGUGAGCUAUUGAAGGGGAGGGAUGAGCUAUAAAUACCAACGAGCUAUCGCCUGUCUCAGUUAGACAAAGUAUCGAUAUUGUGGUACACUGUUAGCCUACGUGCAGCCGCUGACUCGCGAAAGUAUUUUUGCGAGUCAGCGGCUACACGUAGGCUUGUACACUGUAUGAACAGAUUUGUUCUCGAUUUGUUUAAUUGUAAACGUGAUAUUCUCAAAGUAGUUUUCGCGCACUGUAAGCCUAGUUUAGACGUCGUUCUUUUCAUGUACCAGAUGCAAAUGUAUGCAAAUAAACGAAGUAUUGUUUCAUCUUUUUUUGCAUGCAUUUGGACCAGCUAAGAUGCCAUAGAGUAUUUACCCGCUUAUAAGAGCUUAGGUUUUUCCAGGUUAGCCUAAACAAGUUCUUAUUUAAUGGGUACUUUUUUGAAUUUUAGGCUACUUACGGGUCUAAAUUGGUAUUUUUAGGCUAACAGGUUCUUAAAUUCUAGGUUCUUAUAAGCGGGUGAGUACUGUAGUGAUUUCUCACACAGAUCUAGCAUUGCAUGAAUUUAUUAAAACAAAAUUGGCUGGUUGUAGUUAUAUUGAGAGCUUAUUAGCAUAACCGCGUAAAACUUGGUCCUUGCCAUAUAGUUCAAUUGUUUUUCUCUUUUUUUCUUUUUACAUAUGCUCUGCUUUUGAAUACAAAUAAGAAUUUGCGUGCCUUAAAAACAUUUCUUUCUAAAUGUCGGGGGCACUGUGGACUGGAGGUCCUGUUUUUACUUCAUAGAAAAUAAUAUCUUGCUUGAAUACCCCUUUUGGGCGGAAAAAAAAACCGUUUAAA
Molecule: messenger RNA, 2814 nt
Organism: Nematostella vectensis (starlet sea anemone)
Lineage: Eukaryota; Metazoa; Cnidaria; Anthozoa; Actiniaria; Edwardsiidae
Product: contactin-associated protein-like 2
Exons: 5
Coding region: 1086-2030 (314 amino acids)
Source: RefSeq, a predicted model, not a curated record